AUCAUUUUAAAGACCUGGACUAGACAAACCCAUAUACUAUGAUCUUGACUAUAAAAGAUGUUGCAAAGUUCUCUUCUUAGACUUAAUCAAGAGGCUCGUCAUAUUUCCGAUGAUUGGCAAACUCGUGAAACCGAUUCGGAAAUAAGCGACAAUGAUUUCAUCACCAAGGGUGCAUUCCUAUUAACACCUAGCCACGACUUCAAUAUAGAAAAGGCAGCGUCUAUCUGUGAAAAAAUGAACUUUCGCGGGGCAUUUUCUUUAACAAAAACAGCUACUGGAAUACUUUUUAAAUUUAGCAACAUUGACGAUUAUAACGCAGUGUAUAAGAAAGGUUUUCAUAAAGUAACUGGUGCACGUUUUUAUAAAAAGAUUGCUAUACCAUGUAGACCAGCGAAGACAUUUACAGUGUACGUAUUAGAUGUACCAGAAGAAUUACCAGAAGAUGAUAUCAGACAUGCUUUAUUUAAAUACCGUUCUAUAGUAGAAGUAACAAGAGUUCCUCUUGCAACUGGAACUGUUUUAAAAGCUAUCAAUGAUAGAUUAAAAAAUGAAGCACAAUCUUUAAAUGAGCCAGCAACAAUUUACACUGGACCACCUGUUAUAAGAGUUACUCUUGCUAGUUUGGAAGAAACUAGUGUAUUGCUUAGUCAAGGCUUAGAUUUUUAUGGAGCAACUUAUUUUCCUACAGACACACCAUUAACUUCAUCACAAUCGCUUGUUAAAUAUAAAAACAAUAGAUGGAAUGAACUUGCAUCAAUCUAUCCUGGUCAAAGAGUUAGAGAUUUACUACCAGUCUUUGACAAUGCUGGCUUCGAUAAGAUUCCACCACCUACAAGUCGAAUGAUUAAACCACCAAAAAAUUGAUAAAAGAACAAUUAAAGCAUUUUUUGAAAUAACUUUGCUUUGAUAUUAAUUA
Molecule: messenger RNA, 916 nt
Organism: Polistes dominula (European paper wasp)
Lineage: Eukaryota; Metazoa; Arthropoda; Insecta; Hymenoptera; Vespidae
Source: RefSeq, a predicted model, not a curated record